Molecule: messenger RNA, 2515 nt
Organism: Monodelphis domestica (gray short-tailed opossum)
Lineage: Eukaryota; Metazoa; Chordata; Mammalia; Didelphimorphia; Didelphidae
Gene: HPCA
Product: hippocalcin
Molecular function (GO): calcium ion binding
Source: RefSeq, a predicted model, not a curated record
GCGCCGGCGCGUGGGUGUGUGGGGAGGGGGCGGUUCCUGUCCUCACUUGCCCUGUUAACCCGCCCCACUCCACCCCACCUUGCGGUCUCAGGGGUGGUGGCGCCUUUGGGGGCCCUCAGAUCGGGGCUUCCAGGAGGGGUGUCCCAGGGGCGGGACAAGGGAGGGGGCGUGGCUGCGGGCCAAGUCGACCCACGAGGCGGGGCUGGGAGUGAGGGGAUACCCCGGGUCCCCUAGCUGCGCCUACCUCACCAGGUACCAAGUCUCCCGGCAGUGGGCCCCCAGCCCCUCUGCCUGGCUUCUCUCAGCGCAGGGGAUCUAGGCCGGGCGGGGGUGGGGGGCGGCGCACAGGGAGGCGCCUGCAGCCUCUUCGGAGGAAUCUGAGGUGCCUCCCUAGCGGGGCAGAGAACUGGGCUCCGGAGCAGGUGGGGAGGAGGGAAGAAGCACCAGGACCCUUCCCCCAGCUUUGGGGAGGGCGCCCCCUCUCUGGCAGCUUGGGGUCUGAGGACUGGAGGAGAGGGGACGAGUUGCUGCUUUGGGCUGGGGGACCAGCUUGGCCCUGAGUGUUACCCCUUCCCAAAUGGGGCGGGGGGCACCAGGGAGGCGAAGUCUGCACCCCCGCAGUCAGCGUCUGGCAGGCCAGGGGGCGUUGGGGAGUCCCUGGGGAGAGGGAGGGACUCCAGGCUGGGCCUGGGGAGGAGGGAGGUGGUAGGACUGCCUGUGGGGCGUCUCCCUCCCGCCUUCCAGCACCCCCCUCCUGCUUUCCAGCAUUCCCCCUCCUCCCGGGCCUCCCCCCGCCCCUCCGGCCGCCCUCAGCCGCCUCCCCCGUUGCAGCGCCUCGGCUUCCCUGCGUAGUCAGUGUCUUCUUGCAGAGGGGCAGGGGUUCUGGAGUCCCACCACCAUUGUCAUGGGAAAGCAGAACAGCAAGCUACGCCCAGAGAUGCUACAAGACCUAAGGGAAAACACGGAAUUCUCCGACCUGGAGCUGCAGGAGUGGUACAAAGGCUUCCUGAAAGACUGUCCCACAGGCAUCCUCAAUGUAGAGGAGUUCAAGAAGAUCUAUGCCAAUUUUUUCCCCUACGGAGAUGCCUCCAAGUUUGCUGAGCAUGUCUUCCGCACCUUUGACACCAAUGGAGAUGGCACCAUCGACUUCCGGGAAUUCAUCAUUGCUCUCAGUGUCACCUCUCGAGGGAAACUGGAGCAGAAGCUCAUGUGGGCUUUCAGCAUGUAUGACCUGGAUGGCAAUGGCUACAUCAGCCGGGAGGAGAUGCUGGAGAUAGUCCAGGCCAUUUACAAGAUGGUGUCCUCCGUGAUGAAGAUGCCGGAGGACGAAUCUACCCCCGAGAAGCGGACUGAGAAGAUCUUCCGUCAGAUGGAUACAAACAAUGAUGGGAAGCUGUCCCUGGAGGAAUUCAUCAGAGGAGCCAAGAGCGACCCAUCCAUCGUCCGGCUGCUGCAGUGUGACCCCAGCAGCACCUCCCAGUUUUGAGCCUGGAGCCUCCUGGGAGAGAGGCGAGAGGAAGGGUAGAGGGCCAGGCUGGGACCCUGCCUUCCCCUGUCCUCAGCUCCCGUCCUGUCUUCCACAGCGUCCCCUUCCCACGUCUCUGUGUCCAGCUUGGAGUUUGGGAAAAGCCAGGUUAGGGUGGGGCCUACGCUGUCUCCCGGCCCCCCUCACCCUUCAGCAGGGACAGCGUCUGCCCCCUUCCCCAGCCUUCGACUUGGGUUCAACCACAUGGAGGGCCGAAGCUGGGCAUGUGGACAUCGGCGAGAUGGGGAAGAUGGUGUGUCCCUGUGCAGCCAGGAGCUGCCCUCUCCCCUCCCCAGGCCCUCCCCUCAAGGUCCAAGGAGAGUUAGCGGCUUGACACCCAGGGGAUCUUCCCUGGCCGGGAGGUUUCUCAGCCCAGGGGCCAAGCUACACGCUGCCCCCCAUCCAUGGCCAACAGCAGGAUGCCUCCCGCUCUAUAUAAGGUCCGGCCAGUCCUGGAGCUCAUGGGAAGUGGGGGUGGGGGGGAUGGAGUGAGGAGGGAGGCUAGGGCAGCUGCCUGGGGUGGGGAGGGGGGCCUGGAGAUGAUGGAGAAGCUCUGGGGGUGGGGAGGUACCAGUUCAUCAUCUUCUAUUCCCCCUCCCCCAAGCCCCCUGGAUUCCUAGCCAGGCCUGGGUCUCUUCUGCUCUGGCUGAAGGGGAUUGUGGGGAAGAGCUGACUGUGAGCCCCCUCGCCCCCAAAGGGCAGCCCUGCCCUGCGCACUUUUCCAUGUGUAUGCACAGAUGUGGGUCUGGGUCUACCCAUUCCCUGGCCUUCCCCCAUCACACACAGACACACAGACCUGUCCGCUCCUCUCCCCAAUCACCCACAAAACUGUGUGUCUCAGAAAACUCCCUCCUCCUUCCCCCAGGCUCUGCCCUGGUCUGUGGAGGCUGGGGCAGGGUCGGCAGUCCCCCCUCUUCUCCGAGCAUGCAUCCACUUGGAAUUACUCUGUUCUUUUUAAUAACUUCAGAAUAAAGUCUUGUUUCAGUGCUG